Molecule: messenger RNA, 4023 nt
Organism: Adineta steineri
Lineage: Eukaryota; Metazoa; Rotifera; Eurotatoria; Adinetida; Adinetidae
Source: the annotation of a GenBank genome assembly
AUGUCAAUUAGUGAUAAGUUGUGUUAUUUCUUUAAUUUUCUUAAAUCCUAUUUAUCUCGAUUAAAUCUAUUCAAUACUGAAAGUGAAGAUGAAAUUAUCAUACAAAAUGAACGUCGAACAACUCGUCUUUAUUUAAUUCUUAUGAUAUUAUCAAUGAUUAUAUUUUUAUUAUAUUACAGUAUUGUAUUUAAUACACAAACCAUUGAAAUUGAAUCUCCUUCAUUAGAAGAAUAUUCUCGUAUAAAGGAAGAAACAUCAUUACAAUGUUUAUGUACAAAUAUUUCAAUAAAAUAUGGAUCAUUCGUUAAAAUCGAACCUAUUUAUCAUCAAUUAUGUCGAAGUAAUUUAGUAUCAGAAGAAUGGAUUAAUUAUUUAUUUGAUUUAUAUAAUCAAAGUUGGAAUAAAUCAACUCAAAUUGAUUUUCGUCGAAUAGGUGUAUUUCAAUUUCAAACACUUCGUCAUUUUUGUCAAUUAACAAAAGAUACUCUUAAUAAAAGUCUUCAAUCGUUUGGAAAUACAGAUUUUAUUCAAUCUCAAUUAAUUUUACCUAAAACUUUUGAAGCUCAAAUUGACUAUCUUAUUAAUGUAUUUAUCGAUGAAACACCAAAAUCUUUUUUAAGAACAUUAAAUUUUAUGCAAGAUAUAACAGCACAAAGUUUAUUUAUGACUGGUGCUUCAAUAACAAGUGUUCGACCAAUAAAUAUGCAAUUUAGAUUAGAAUAUGAUGGUAAGGUACCUUAUCCUGGAAUAAACUAUACAUUUACAGAUAAUUUUACAUGUAUUUGCUCAAGUUCAACUGCAACGAAUUGUAUGGGUUUAACAACAUUUGAUAAUGAUAUUGUUCCUGGUUUUCAAACUGGUUGUUAUAUGUUAAGCACAUUGAUGAAUUCUACUCUCGAAGCUUUUCAUAAUCAAACAUUUAUUGAUAAAUUAACUAAUUCAUCUCGUAAUUUUAAAAAACUUAAUUCAUCGAUUUCACUUCGGAAAAUUGAAACGUUACUUGAACAAAUGUUCGUUGAAUCUUGGUCAAAUCAAUCAAUAUACAAUAAAUAUUUUUAUAGUUGUGCACCUAAAUCAUGUUCUUAUAAGAAAACUCAACGUUAUAGUUUUUGGAAUAUUCUUUUAAUAUUGAUUGGUUUAUUUAAUGGAUUAUCAAUGAUAUUAAGAAUUCUCACACCGUUGAUUAUAAAAAUCUGGCCAUUUUUACGGAAAAAGAUUUGUCGACCAAUAUCACCCACGACAGAAACCACUGUAAACUCUGAUACACCAGCACCAGCAACUUCAAUAAGUAUAAAAAUUAAAAGAUUAUUUCGAUCUAUUAAACAAAAAUUUGUUGAACUUAAUUUAUUUAAAAGUAUUCCACGUUCAAUUGAUGAAUUUAUUCUUCGACAACAACGUCAUCAAACUCGUUUAUAUUUAAUUUUAUUAUUAUUAACUUUAUUCAUUCUUACUUUUUAUGCUACUUUUGAACCUGAUAUUAACAGUGUUACUAUUGAAUCUCCAUCGAUAACAACUUAUGAUGAACUUUAUAAUAAAUCUUUCUUAACACUUGAUUGUCCAUGUCAUCAUACUACAUUAGAAUAUCAUCAAUUUCUGACAAAUAUUCAAGUUAAAUAUCAUGAAAUAUGUUCAUCAGAAUUUAUAUCUUCUCGUUGGCUUCAACUUCAAUUUAUUCAAUCUCCCAUGAGACCAUUUGUCUCACAUGAUAUUCGUUAUCAAUCUCAAAUUCAUUUUCAAUUAUUAUUUACACUUUGUCAUAGAGCUACGCAAACAGUUAAUGAUAAUCUUCAAUCAUUAAAUCGAACAAAAUUUAUUACUCAAAAAGUAAUUACACGUUUAUCGUUUGAAACACAAUUGAAUUUAAUUAUUGAGCAAUUCAAAAGAACAUUACCACAAUCAUAUCGACGAACAGUACAAUUAAUGAAAGGAAAUACUGAUAUUAGUCAAUUAAUUAUACCACUUAAUUCGCUUUUUGAACAGAUAGAAGAUGUUCAUAAUAACGAAAUAUUUUUUCGUUUAAUACCUUCAGAAAAUAUUAAAUCUGAGCAGAUUCCAUGUUUCUCAUUUUCUGAUGAAGAAUGUAUUCUAAACACAAGUAUAUCAAAAGGUGAUUUUACAAAAUUUAUUUUAGGAAUGAUUCAAACGCGAAGUCCUCUUCGAUCUGUUUUAUUAUCAACAUUAGAAUGUUUUUAUAAUGAUACAUGUUUAUCUUGGAUUAUAAAUGAAAUUGAUUCUCGAAUUUCACCAACAAAUUUUUCUACACUGAAUUUAUCGUUAUUAGCAGAAAAUGAAAGUCAAUAUGAUCGAAUUGAAAUAUUAGUUGAUAAACUUUUUAUUCAAUCAUUUAGUUAUCAAAUAUCUUAUGAAUCUUAUUUUAAUCAAUGCCAUCCAAUUAGCUGUCAAUAUACAUAUCAAAAUCGAUUUGAUAUCAUGCAUAUUAUUACAACAAUUACUAGUCUAUUAGGAGGUCUCAAUUUUAUUCUUCGAUUAUUAAUACCAUCUAUACUGAAAUUAUUAUAUUGUAUUUGGUUUAAAAUUAUUUCUCGACCACAAAAUACGAUUCGAACAUUCGCAGCAACAAUUUCUAACAGAACAGUUUGUUGUGAGAACAUUCGUGUUCUAUUACGUCGUAUGAAAAAAUAUAUUAUUGAAUUAAAUGUUUAUCCAAUAAAAUUACCAUCACAAGAUGUAAACAUUGUUCAAAGACAUCGACGUUUAACUCGCAUUUAUUUAACAUUAGUAUUCAUAUGUUUACUUAUUCUUGUUAUUUAUACAAUGAUAACAAAAGAAACAAUAAUAAUUAAUAUUAAAUCUCCAUCAAUAUUAAAAUAUUCUGAAUUAUCUAAUCAAUAUCCUUUAACAUUUCAAUGUUCAUGUAGUAAUAUUGCAAUAAAAUAUGAUAAAUUUAUUCAAUCAAUCAAUCCUGAAUAUCAUUCAAUUUGCUCGAGUGAAUUUUUUUCAUCAGAUAGAUAUGCUAAUGUAUGGAAAAAUAUCGAUAAUAAAUUCAUUCCUAAAGAUAACGAUGAUGAUUUUCAUAAUUGGAUUAAACCUCAAUUGGAUAUGAUAUCAGCAAUGUGUUCAUUAUCAAAAAAUAUUUUGAAUUCGUCCUUAUCAUUAUGGUUACAAAGAGAUUUUGUAACAGCGCAUGUUAUUUCUCGUAUAGAAUUCGAUACUCAGAUAAAAGGGUUAUUCGAAGAAUUUAAAACGACAACAGCCAAUGAAUUUAUUUUAUUAUUUAAAUUACUUCAAAUAACAAAUUUUGCAAACCAACUAGCAACAACACGAUCAUCAAAUUGGAAAUUUAUUGUUAAUUCAAGAUAUGAUUUAGAUUCAUUUACUGACAUACAAUUAUUAAAUCAAAGUACUUAUCAAAAUAUAUUAUAUGCUUUAACUUUACCACAAACAUAUAGUGAAAAUAAUUGUUCAUGUGUAUUCCAAUCAACUUGUGCAAAAUUUUCUUCAUUUCCAUAUCGAAUAUCAAAUCAAUCAAUGAGACAAAUUCUUCCAAGUUUUCUUACUGGUUGUUUACCUGUCGAUGCAAUGUUACAAUCAGAUUUCUCUUGUUUUUUUAAUCAAACAUGUUUACAUCUAUUACAAACACUGAUGUAUUAUGUAAAAUCUUUUCCAAUUAAGGUUCUAACGUCUUCAUAUUCAUCUAAUCGAACAGUUGAAACAAUUCUUAGUCAACUUUUUGUCGAAGAAUGGAAUGAAAAUAUUCCAUUUGCUCUUUAUUAUGAAGAAUGUGCUCCAGAAUUUUGCCAAUAUUCUUAUCCAACAACAUUUAAUGGAUUUUAUUUUAUAAUAAAAACAUUGGCUAUAUUUAGUGGUUUGACAAAAGUAUUACGAUAUGUUGUGUCUUUUAUAGCAUUCUUAGUAAUUAAAUUACUCAGUUGGAGAAAGAAAAAGAAAACUAAAAUAAGACCACAAUCAGAUAAUGACAUUCAAUCUACUCUUCCAGAUCUGCCAGUAACAACAAUUGAGCUCAAUGAUAUUUCGGAUCAACCGGAACAAAUCGUAUCGUAA